CAGGAGAAUGCCCAUAUAUGGCAACCAGAGCAUCCGAUGGUGUUGCUGGAAUCUGGAGUGCCUGACUCUAACGCGGGAAUGGAUUCGAUAGCGCAAAAAAUAAAGAAUUUUCAGAAGAGGCGAGCAGCAAAAAUGCCGGGCAUGGUGUGUUAGAGGCAAGGACGUAAGUUAGCACCGGUGCCUUAACGUUGCAGUGCUGUUCCUAAGGCGUUGUUGCAGGUUCGGGUGCAUUCCGCUCCUUGCAAUUCUUAUCCCUGCUACCGUGAAGCAUGGACCGGUGCUAACCCAUCCGCUGCAGUGCAGCUGCAGAACAAAUUGUCACCGAGUUGAAGUCAAACCAUUCGGAGGUUAGGAAGAUCUGUUUAGCAGGUCCCCCGAGGCAGGAUUUGUUGUUUUGAGCUCACCGCAGCCGGCAGCUUUCCUCGCAGGGAUGAGAGUGGAAUUGGGGUUGUAAACGGAGGGAGGCUUGGAGUGUUCCAGCACGAGCAAUGCAGACUGAACACAAAGGGAGAUAAAUUAUCUUGACAUGAUUCCUGCAGCACCCUGGGAUUGCAGCCAUUGAAGGGUAUGAAAUUUAUCUUUGGUUGCCAUUGUUGAAGGAGUUCGAGGGUACCAACCAAGCAUCAACUCCCCACAUUAAAUUGGAUUAGAAAUGAAUGUGCGAGAGGCUGUUUGGUCACUUCUGCUGUGAAGACAGAUGGCAUGGUGAUGGUCUGUGAAAAUUGUGAGAAGACAAUAAACAAAAGCAAAGAUACCAAGGCUGCCAAUACAGUGUAAUCCUGAAGAAUGAACAGAAACUGCUUACUUUAUUAACACAAUGAAGGGGUAUAAUGGGAGUCGGAGCCAGUCGCAGCAUUCUUCUGCACACACGUGCCACUGUAUGCCUGAGGAUUGUGACCACUCUCAUGAUUACUUACAUCACAGCCAGGAUCCUCGGCAGUCUUACUUGCUCAGCCCUGCAGAAUCCUGCUCAAUGGACCACCACUACUGCGUAUCGAGGGGGACCAUGUCCUCCGAGUGCGCCGGUGCGCCGGUCAGCCUGAACGAGCAGAUGUCCUCCAGCAGCACCUUCCCCAGGAUGCACCACAACCCGCAGUACGAGUCCUGUGACGACUGUAUGGCCGCCACCCACACGGCCAGCAAGAUCAACCGGCUCCCCGCCAACCUGCUGGACCAGUUUGAGAAGCAGUUGCCGCUCCACCACGACGGGUUCCACACGCUCCAGUACCAGCGGGCCAGCUCAGCAGAGCAGCGGAGCGAGAGCCCCAGCAGGAUCCGGCACCUGGUCCACUCCGUGCAGAAGCUUUUCGCCAAGUCUCACUCUCUGGAGGCUCCGUCCAAAGGGAAUGUGAACGGGACGAAGGCAGAGGGGAGGGGCAGCGACAGCUAUCAUCACCAUCAGCACCACCGCCACCAUCAGCACCACCACCAGUCGAGGUCAACAAAAAGGAGUAAGAGCAAGGAGCGUAAAUCGGAGUCCAAGCACAGGGCCAAGAUAACUGGCUGGUGGAGCUCUGAUGACAACCUUGACAGCGACAGCAGUUACAUGGUCACUGCUGGAUCCAGUAGGCACUCUAUGGAUCAGGCCACCCAGUACUGUACAGAACCCAUUGAAAGUGCCUUCAGAGAUCUGACCCUGAAGAGUUUAAAAAGCAGCAGUGAGGGGAAGUGCUUAGCCUGCGCGGCCAUGCCGAUGAUGGCCGACUCACAGCACGCGAAGAGGAGCGCGUGGUCCACCAUGACAGUAAGCCAAGCCAGAGAGGCCUAUCCUAGCUCAAGCCUGAACCAAGACAAAUCAUCAGUGCUACAGGAUAUCAAGGCACAAGAAAGAGCUUAUCAUUAUCUUCAGGUGCCUCAGGAUGAAUGGAGUAGUGGGUACCCAGGAGUAAACAAGGACGGGGAAAUCCCUUGUCGGCGAAUGCGCAGCGGCAGCUACAUCAAAGCAAUGGGGGACGACGAAAGCGGAGACUCGGAUGCAAGCCCAAAGAUGUCACCAAAGGGAGCUGCUCAGCACGAGAACUACCUGAAAUCAGUCACUGCAGGGAGCGGCAGCGAGAAAAGUCGCUCAAAGUUCAGUUGCAAACACUGUUCUGACCCUUAUAUAUGCAGUCAUUCCCAUCUGCAAGGACAAACCGCAAUGAACUACAGCCUGGAUAACCUACACCGGUCUAGUCUUCGUACUCCCUCUAAACUUCCGUCCAGGAAUCAGGGCUACAGUCGGAUACUCAGUGCCAACAAUCAGGUUGAUAAUGCUGAUUUGAACAGGCCAUUUGAAGUGGUGUGUGAGUCAGUCUUUGGUGAAGUGGAAUCGCAGGCUGUGGAGGCUCUCGACCUGCCUGGUUGCUUUCGCAUGCGAAGUCACAGCUACUUACGUGCCAUCCAAGCUGGUUGCUCACAGGAUGAUGACUGCUUGUCUGUAUUUUCUAUAUCAGCACCCAUGAUGCCUACUACAAGUGUCAGUGCUAUUAAACCUAGUGCAUCAUUUAAUUAUAAGAAAGCUCCUCCAGUUCCUCCGCGAAUGGCUACAAAACCAAUCAUUUCAGUGACAGCCCAGAGCAGCACAGAGUCAACCCAGGAUGCCUACUUUCAGAAUGAGGUGAACCGGCCCACUUCCUGGUCAAAAGACAUUAAAUCUCAGUGCAAUUCAAUGGACAGUCUCGACAGUACCAAAGCACUGAACCUGGCCUUGGAAUCCUUCGCCCCAAGUCGUUCUUCAAUGAAGAGCUCCGAGGGAACUGGAAUUAAUAAAGGCGUCCUGAGUCGCGAUGAGCCAAAGCUACAGCCACGCCAAAGGAAGUGGCGGUCGUCUGUCGGGAUACAGGUGGAUAGUUCAGAGACUAUGACUGAUUCCGACACAGACAGUAAAGGCCUUCGAGAAUUCCAUUCUAUUGGGGUGCAGGUUGAAGAUAAUAAACGGCAUGCCCGGUUUAAGCGUUCGAACAGUGUGACAACAAGUGUUCAGGCUGAUCUUGAAUUGGAAGGCAUCCCUGGGGUGUGUGUGAGCACAGAGGACAAGGGCUUCCAGUUCAGCCAGCCGUUCGAGCGACAUUCCUCGGAGCCCGAGCAGUCAAAUGAGUACACGUCAUUCAGAACUGUUCACACGCAAGGACAGUGGGCGUACAGGGAUGACUACCGGAUGCGGUAUGACAGUGCCGACGCCCAGCGCCAGGACCACUGGGGAGAAUCCAGCGUUCACAACCACCCAGACCCAGGAAGAGUGUCUCCGUGCCACAGAGACGGUGACUGGUUCAUCAAGCUCCUGCAAGCCGAGGUAGAGCGACUGGAAGGCUGGUGUCAGCAGAUGGAGAGGGAAGCUGAGGAGAAUGACUUGCCUGAAGAGGUGCUUGAAAAGAUCCGCAGUGCAGUGGGCAGCGCCCAGCUUCUCAUGUCACAGAAGUUCCAGCAGUUUUAUCGACUUUGCCAGCAGAAUAUGGACCCGAAUGCUUUCCCUUUGCCAACCUCCCAGGACCUCGCAGGGUUCUGGGACCUCUUACAACUGUCUGUCGAGGAUGUGACAUUGAAAUUUGAUGAGCUUUUGCAGAUAAAGGCCAAUAACUGGAAACUGCUGGAACCUUCAGAUAGAAAGGAUGAACUGAAGAUGCCCCCUCCUAUACCAAAGAAACCACCGAAGGGAAGGUUAUCGCAGGCACGGGAGAAGUCAUUGGAACUUGCCGACAGACAGCGGCAAGAAGCAAGGAAACGGCUCAUGGCUGCCAAGAGAGCAGCUUCAUAUCGGCAAAACUCUGCCACGGAGAGUGCGGAUAGCAUCGAGAUCUACAUCCCCGAGGCUCAAACCAGGCUUUGAAAUCACACGCCGCCAUUUGGAAGGAGCCUGUCUUUAACUUCAACUUCACUUCUCAUACUCAAGGGAAGAUGAAACCAGACUAUGGGCAUAAUUUGAAUCCUGCUGUCUGGUCUCAGAUCUAGCAAGCAUUAACAUUCCUCUUGUGUUCCUUUAUGUUGUCGCGGUGGACCAAUUAUAUUUUCAGUUUUUAAAUGAAGCUGCAGUCUAAUAUAUUUUGUGCACAUGUUCUUUCUAAUGCAUCUGAGCAUAAAGAAAAAUUACAAAGUAAGUUUGGGGCACACCCAGGAAGCAUGAUGUUGUAAACAUCCCACGUUCAUUUUUUUAAAACUUUUGUUUCAACAGGAAAUUACACUUCACCAGGACAUAACACCUGGUGAAGUUUCGUCACUCACCUUCAGUGUAAUUAACUUUCCAUUCUGGGACUUGCCAGAGGUGUAUUCUUAAUGUGAUACAUCUCAUAAAGGCAUUUUGACUGUAGCUGAAUUUGUCUUGGGGAUUAGGUUUUUUUUAAAAAGAGAUGUCAUACUUACACACAAAACUGUGAAAAGUCCAAUAACCAAAAUCCAAAUUUUCAGACGAAAUGGUUUGGGAAGUGCUGAGUUCAGUUAUUCUACAACUCAGUAACUCCUAGUUGUUCAUCCAAGUAAAGGUUUUCAUUCGAGGACUGGGUGGCAUGAUUGAUGGAAAAAUUAGCCUUUUACUUUUGUGACCUGGGUCUGAAUCUAGCUCAAAUGGACAGGGUUCACCUCAGUAACACUGUUUUCUUUUAAAUGUGACUGGUGGUAGAACAUACAUGAGCAGGUGACAGAGUUGCCAAGCGUAGACAGUUCUUCUCUGUCUCUCUGUUCAUGGCCCCGAGGGAUAGUCUGAACGUAGUUCUCAGUAAGCAUGAGUCCACAGCACAAAACCUUGCCCAUACCUUGGCGCUCACUGCUGCUGAAUUGGUAGGCUGAGCUAAUGUGGAAAGCAAUAUAAUGCCAGGGCCAAGGACUAGCGCUUCAGAGGCCCCAUAAACUCCUGUUGUUGGGACAAUGUAGAGGAAGCUUUGCUGUCCAUCUGCCUGUGGGUAUAUUUGGCCUGGGAGAGAUCGGUACUGACAGCGGGUGAGAACACAGAGGGAACAUGUUCCCUCUGCAACACUGUUAGAUCUCACUUGAGCACAAUAUUAUACAGAAAAAUGUAAUUUUAAAAAAAUAUAUUACCAUCCCCAAAUUUUCUGGUGAUAUCUGAUCUACCCGAGGCAAUGGCCCUUAAGAAUUCAGACUGUAGAGGUAAUGCUAAGAGCUGUAAUAUAAAGAGGGAAAAGAAGGCCCCAAAAGCUGUAAUGAAAGCAAUGGAACAUGUUAGAAAUAGGGAGAAUGGAUUGAAUUUUACAGCCAAUGUGUCCAGACUGCUGUUGUGACUAUUUAUUCAUGGGGACAACUAUUAAGCCCGUUUGCACCUGGACGAAAUGUGAAGUGGUUGUAUUUGCAUGUUAAGGUAAUUCUGAUAUGCUGGGAUGCAUUGAUUGAGAAAAGUGUGUAUAUGCAGUUGGCCGCAUAAUGGCCAAAGUCAUUUGGGCUAAAUUUCAAAGGAAUGAAUGCACAUCGUUUUGAAAUUUCACACUACCAAGUGGCAUAUGAUAUUAAACAGCAUGAUUAGCAGGGUCCCUAAUGCAAUGUAAACACAGUUCCUGUGAAGGGAAUCACAGGAGGAGCAGCCAGCAGAAGGAUCAUAGAGGUCCUAAUUGCCGAGACCGCUGCAGUUUUGAAUAGGUGAUAUUCUGCCUGGUGAUAAUGACUGGGCAACUAUUCUUACUGACAAAACCGAUUUAUAUUAAAAUCUUUCAGAGAACAGUGCAAUCCUUGUCUGUAUUGGAAACCUUCGGCUAAUUCUUCUCUGAGUUUUAUAUCUGUACAUCUGAAGCUGACAAGCGACUUGAGGCUAGUAGUGUUGACAACUGCCUUCUAUAUAUAAACUUUUCUGCUGGUAGAGAAUCAUCAGUGGUUCUUCACGUACAUUCACUGUAUAGGUAGCUCUGAAGGACCCUCCUGCAGAUUUUGUACUAUAUAAUAGGGUACAACCAAUGUACCUGCAUAUGUUAUAAAUUAGUUCCGAUCAACACUGCUUAAUAAAAGAUUUAUAAACAGAAUGCACUGGAAAUACUCAGUGGGGCAAGUAGUACUUGUGGUGUGCAAACCAGAGUUUAAGGGGUAGAGAUUUGACCCUACUGAAUGGGCUAAAUGUGUAACAUAUCACCUUUAACUCUGCCUCUGAAAUUAGAUUCAUGAAGUCAUAGUGUCAUACAGCACGGAAAGAAGCCCUUGGGCCCACUGAGUCCAUGCUAACAUUACAACACUAGAAUGUUUUUGACAGGAACAAUCCAUUCUGCCCAGCAAAGCUUGUCAAAUUCCGAUUCACAUUGUGUGUUGAAAUAACUAUCGAGUUUAGAUUUGGAAGUCUGUAAGGUACUGCUCUCAACUACACAACUAGGUAGUUUGCUCCAUGUGUCCACAACUUGCUGUGUAAAGAAAUGCUUCCUGGCAUUGGUCUGAAAUCUCAAUAUAACCAGUCUCCUCCGAUGGCCCCAUGUCCUCAUUGGUGGACUAAUUUUAAAAUAGCAGCUGGCAUCCACCUUACUUAUUCCCUUAAUGAUUUUGAACACUUCUAUCAUGUCUCCUCUCAUUCUAUGUAUACUUAGCCUAAAAAGAUUUAAUUCUUUCCAUCUUUCUUUGCAGCUCAUACCCUUCUCUGAACUCUCUCCAGUGCCUUCACAUCCCUCACAAAAUACGGAGACCAAAUUUGUACACCGUACUCAAAGUGUGGCCUCACAAGCGCAUUAUACGGGUUAGGGAGAACAUCUCUGGACUUGAACUCCACCAAGCACAUUCUAUAACCCAAUGUUCUAUUAGCCUUCCUAUUCACUUCUGUGCAUUGUCUAGAUGUUGAUAGUCUACCAGGACACCAAAUUCUUCUCACACAGUGCACUUUCUAACUCAAGACCCCCCCCCCCAUUGUAUACUUAUAUGUAAUAUUUCUGCUUCCUAUAUGUAAUAUUUUACAUUUACUUAUAUUAAAUUACAUCUGCCAUUUAUCUGCCCACAUCUGGAUUUUGUUCAGAUCUAACUCUAUCAGCCCGUCCCCCUAAUUUUCUGUCAUUUGCAAACUUUACUAGUUUAUUUGUUAUGUGCCUAUCCAAACCAUUAACAUAAAAUAAAAACAGUAGUGGCCCCAAAACUGAUCCCUGCAGAACCUCACUUUUAACAUCUUCUAGACCUGAAAAUGAUCCACUCAUGAUAAUUUGUUGCUUUCUGUUUUUUGAUCCAAUUCUGCACCCAUUUGUACACCUUACCCUGAAUACCUACCUCCUGUAAUUUGAUUAUUAACCUCUUGUGGGUUACGGUGUCAAAAGUCUUCUGAAAGUCCAAGUAAAUGAUAGCAAGCACUCUAUUGUUAUCAAAAAUUUCAGUUGCCUCUUCAUAGAACUCCAGCAUAUUAGUAAAAGAUGCUUUCUGCUUUCUGAACCUAUGCUGUCUUUCUGUUUAUCAGCUGCUUUUACAUCUCAUUCUUUAUUAGUGUUUCCAUUAUCUUACCUACGAUACAUAUUAAGCUUACUGGUCUAUAGUUACCAGGGUCAGUGCCGUCACCCUUCUUAUACACUGGGACAUGUUAACUCAUUUCCAGUCUUUCGGGAUUUCACCAGUCCUCAAUGACUGUUGAAAAACACACAUUAGGGGUUUGUAUAUAUAAUCGCAGACCUCUUUAAGUACCCUUCAAUAUAUGUCGUCUGGCCCUGGAGAUUUAUUAACUUUCAGCCUUUUCAGCUAAAGCAGGACCUCAUUUUCUAACAUCUCUAAAUCACUUGAACCAACUUUUUUUUCUCUACACUUAACUGGCAUAUUGCUAACAUCUUCACGGGUGAAUACUUCAGCAAAAUAUGGGUUAAGAGUAUCUGCUAUGUCCUCCUCUGCAUAAUUUAUCACCCCACUAUUAUUCCUAAGGCACUUAACUUCCUCCUUGGCUUUACUUUUACAACUAAAGUAAAGAAAAAGAAUCUCUUGGGGUCAAUCUUAGCAUGAUCUGCAAUAUCCUUCUCAACCUGCCUUUUGGCAAUCUGAACUUUGCUCUUGAAUAUAGCUCAUAUUUUCAUAUGCCCUAGAGUUAACAGUAUUACUAUAUUCUCUGUAUUCCUUAUAUAGAUGUCCUUUCUUCAAUAAUGUUUAUGUAUAUCUUUAUUCAUCAAUGUCAUUGAUCUAUUGUUUUUAUUGCUUGUCCCGACCUUGGGUAUAAACAUUUCCUGCACUGCAGUUAUUAGCUUUUUCAAUCCACCCCAUUGUUCCUCAACUGACUCAACGUCAAGCAGUUCCUUCCAGUUUACCUUCUGAAGUCUUUGCCAAAUCUGCACAAACUUUGCCUUUUUGAAAAAUUCAUUUUAAUGGUUUUGUUUUUUACUGAUAGUCUCAAAAUGUUUUGGUAGCGUCUAACAAUGUUGUGAUCGCUUGCUCCUGAAGGCUCAACAACUCCUGUACUCAAAAUUCUAUCCUGAUUGUUACAGAAUAUCAAAUCCAGACAAUCUAACAAUCAACCAUCAUUUACAUUAAUACCAUUUUAUUCUCCUUACAUUCCCAUUAACAUUCCCUGGGUUCUGUUAUUCCAGGGGCAAAUUACAGUCGCCAAUAAUCUAUCAAUCUGCACGUCUUUGGGAUGUGGGAACAAAUGAGAGUAAUCCCAUGCAGUCAUGGAAAACAUGCAAAUUCCACAUAGACAGCACUGGAUUAAAGAGCUGGGACUGUAAAGCAGUUUCACUGGCCGUGCCACUGUGCCAUAUCGAAGCCCUCUGGGACUUCGAUGGAACCAAGUUUCAGAAGCAGAGUUCAAUGACCAUGCAUCGCACAUUUAGUGAGCUUCCAUUCCAAGGUUUCAGAUGCUGUAUCAUGACGUUCUAAUGAAAGGUUGCUGAUCGAAAACUUUAACUCUGCUUCUGCUGCUACAGGUGUGACCUGACCUCCUUUAUGUUUCCAGGAUUGUUUGAUUUUCUAUCAGAUUUCUAGCAUCUGCAGUAUUUUUGUUUAGGAAUUGUGAGUUCUGUUUCAUGUCUACACCAGUAAUACCAUAGGCUCCAAAUUUGAUUGGCAUUCUAAAAUUUGGCAGCCAGUCAAUUGCAAAGAGACUUAAGCAUCAAGUUGGGUACUCUAUAUUGAAGUUAACAAAAAAAGAAGUCAGAUCAUCUGCGUAGGAUCUGCGAUGAAUGUUUAUCAAAGUAUUGUAUUUGAACUUUAAGAAAGGAAUGAGCUUGUUGGGCCCAAUCACUUUUCAUUUUGCUCUGUACACUGCCAAACUACUGCAUAGCAUGACAGGACCUAAGGGAAUCUCUUCAAAAUAUUGUUAAAGGGUUUCCCCAGACUUUGCCAAGCUAUGUCACCUAGUAUAUCUGCAUUGUAUAAAGCACAUCUGGAGUUGCCAUUUUAAUUUUUGUUGACUGACAGAUCUUUGUGCUCCCAUUGCAUAAACUCAAGCUAGAAUAGAAAACAGUUUUGUGGAACUGAGUGUUUAAACAAUGUAUUGCAUCUAAUCCAUUUUUUUCUGUUUACUAUAAUCACUGUUGCCAUUGGCAUUGGCUUGGAAAUGCACUUUGAGAGAAAUAAUCUUACCAAAUUUAAAUUCUGUUCUUAGCUUUUUGCUCCAUAAAAAAAUCCAGGUUCCAGUCCAUAAUAUAAUAUAGUAGCCUGUCAGGUGGUGAAGUUCUCAAAGAUUUCCUGAAUAUUACAGUAGGCAGAAUGUGAUGAUAUCUAAUGUAAAGGUUUUAAUGUAGCAGUAGCCGUUAACACUAGUAUUGUACUGUUUCCAUCAUCAUACAUGGGCAAGGAAGGUGUCUGCUGAAUGCCACCAACUGCUGCCCUUCAGCUGAAGAAUCAGUACCCCUCCAAGCUGAAUACUCCUGACAAGAACACUUCUGAAGGCUGCAGAAUCUACAGCAGGUGGGUAGGUGAGGAAGGGCUUGGUCUGAGUAGCUGUCAUUAAGAUUGUCUGAGUAGCUUCACCAAUAAUCAAACUCGCCAGAUCCUAAAAGACGAAGGCCAGGAUGGGCAUGUGGCAAACAGUGAGAGAAUUGAAUUGCUCUCACCGAUCCUUCUGUUGCAGAUAUAUUUGCCCACGCAGCAUUGGUUGGUGACCACAGCACAGUGUUUGCCCUGUCGUCACACUAACAACACUCUGCAUUUUUUUAAAUCUGCUGUUGUCAUCAUAGCAAAUAGAAUAGAUUCAGAUCUAAGCUAGUGGGUGAAAAUAUCUAGAAUGCACUAUGUUUGGUUCAUGGUACUCUUCACUCUGUCAUUACUAUCAAAGCCAGGACACUGAUGUGACAAGAGUAAACAGAAGCAUUCCAAGAGCAGCAUGACGUAAACGGAAAACUAAGGUUUUAGUUUGGGCAUGCGUGCUGCAUGCUAUAGGCCCACUAAGCAGUGAAGGUGGCAUGCAGCAUAUGGAGUUAAGUGAGCCCAUAACCGACAGAUUAAACUAAAACGGCAAUCCAGAUACGUCUAGCCAUGAUCAACGGUGAGCACCAAAAUAGCCAACUGGAAGAGGGAGUUCUAGUAUAGCUGAACAGCAGGGUUGAAGUGGGUGCAAUCAACUUUAGCCCAAGAUGCUGACAGGCUAAUCAAUUUCAGCACCCUCCUGGUCACAGUCUUCAGCCAAUUCCAAUCACACCAUAAAGAUGAAAGUCCUAGUCUGUUCAGUAUGCUCAAAGCGAUAAACCCUAAUAAUCUCCCAGAUGUAGUGCUAAAGACUUGAGCUUGUAAGUCACCAAUCCCUCUCUUCCAGUACAGUUACAGACCUGUUAUUUGUCCAAUAAAGGGAAAUAUUAUCCAGAACAUUAGAUUCACAAAGAAAGGACAGAUCCAUUAUAGUUGAUCAGUUGAUUCAAAAUCAUUAACAAAGGCAGAGACGUUGACUGUAGCAUUGGUGGUAGCACAUGUUCAGCAGUAACCGGCUCACUGAAGCUCAGUUUGGGUUUCCAAGUGAACAGUGUACAGUCUUUGUUUCUAUUCAUGAUUUGGGCCUGUACUCGCUGGAGUUUAGAGGAACCAGCCGGGGCGGGAGGUGGUGAAUGUCAUUGAAAUCUAUCAAAUAUUGAAAGGCCUAGAUAGAGUGGAUGUGGAGAGGAUGUUUCCUAUGGUGGGGGAGUCUAGGAACAAAGGACACAGCCUUAAAAUGGAGGGACAUCCAUUUAGAACAGAGAUGAGGAGGAAUUUCUUUCGCCAGAAGGUAGUGGAUCUGUGGAAUUCAUUGUCACAUUCAUCGAUGGAGGCCAAGUGAUUGGUUAUUUUUAAAGCAGGGAUUUAUAAGUUCUUGGUUAGUCAGGGAAUCAAAGGCUAUGGAGAGAAGAGAGGAGAAUUGGGUUGAGAGGGAUAAUAAAUCAGCCAUGAUGGAAUAGUGGAGCAUACUCGAUAGGCUGGAUGGCCUAAUUCCGCUCCUAUGUCUUGUAAUGGAGCACUCUAUCCUCUAAUGCAUUCAUGGAAUAGCUGAGAGUGGCAGAUCGAAAACAUGACAGACAAGAGGUAGGUGGUGACAACCCAUGAGGGAAGUGAGUAAGCAGCUUGACAUUAAAUAAUGUUAGCAGAAAUUAAACUGCUCCUGUUAAUAUAAGUUGCUUGGCUGCAAGAGUGAAUCAAAUAAUGUGUGUUCUUUAGUGAAUGACACCCUAAAAUCAUUCAUCUGUCUACAAAACAUAUCAAGAGUCUAACAGAAUACUUCCAUUCAAAAACAAUCCAGGCUAGAGCAGUCUAUUUGAUUGGUAUCCUAACGACACCCUAACCAUUCAUCCCGAGUAUCACGGUGCAUCAUGAAAGCAGAAUGCAUUGAACUUUCUCACCAAGACUUCUUUAACAUCACCACCCAAAUCUGCAAACCUCUGCUGGCUUCCACCCGCAAAUUCCCCUCAAAGUUGUACUUCAAUGUGACUUUGAAACACAUUGCCAUUCCUCCGUUGUGGUUGGGACUAAAUUCUUGAAUUCUCUUUAACAGUGUUAAUGGAGCACCGUAAGGAAGUUUGCAGUUCACGAAGGUAACAAAUACUUCCUCAAGGGUAUUGAGGGAGGAUCAUUCAAUGUUAACUUCCUCAGUAGUUCAGAUCUGUUCUACACUUGAAGAGAAAUCUUUACAGGGCACUUAGAGGAGGGCAAGAGGUGGGAAUGACUAAAUGCCUCUCGCAAGCUUAUUGGGCCACGUGAGCUUCUUUUGUGCAAAACCAUUUAUUUAUUUAAAAGCUGGAAUCAGUUUUAAUAAAAAGGCCCCGAAUUAUUUAGAAUAUCAGUAUGUUGACAUAUUAUAAAGCCUUAUGCCAUUACAUUCAGAGUUGGAUAUUUUGAAUUAUUUUAAAUUUGUUUAGUUUUGAUUCAUUAAGCUACUUAAUUACUUUCAGAUGAAUUAUACAAUGAACUAGAAACAUGCAUUUUCACUCAUUGCUGCUUUAAUUUUUUUUCCUUUUUUGUCCUUAUUUCAAAGCUAGCUGUUGACUGAUAUUAAACUGUUGACACUGAAUUCCAUUGGAUUAAGAAAAAUUAAUCCGAUGCCCAGCUCUUCCCUGCUUCUAGCUAACUUCUGAUUUACAAAGAUAUGCUCUAUGUAAUUGUUGUAACUACAUCAGUGUUGGGUUCUUAAUUGCGGUUUCCACUUAGAAUAUAUAGGGAUUUCAAGCAAGAAAAAAAUGCUCUCAACUAACCUGUGCUUUUUGCUCAGGAAUUUGCGCAAAUAUUGUUUAAACAAUGGGUACAAGCAAUCGCUCAAACUGCUUAAGGGCCUGAUUAUUUAGUGUUUGCAUACAAAAAUGAAAAGAACACUAUGCUCAGAUCUGGUGGCUGGAAUUCAGUUUUAAUCUGCUAUUAAAAAGUGAAAUUUUCAAAAUAGCGUUUUACACACUAAAUGUUAAAAUAGGAGUCGUUCUUAAUCGGAUUCUUAUGUGUGCAUUAAACACAGAUGAGUAGGGUGUUCAGUACUAUGCAAAAGUCUUAGGCACAUAUAUAUAUAUAGUCAAGGUGCCGAAGACUUCUGUGCGAUACUGGAGCAGAGAGCAAGUUUGUAAAUCUGGCGGGAGCAAAGGACGUUUAAAGUGGAAGGUUGGAGUGCCGUGGGAGGGAUGUGGGGCAGGUGGCUGAGAGGAGUGCCAUGGGUGGGGGGGUGGGGGAGGAUGGGUGCAGAGACACCCACCCCUGAACCACCAGGCAAGAUCGUUUGAUUCCCAACAAUUGGUUUAUUGAUCAUUACAGAAUGUCUCUCUGGUGCUUUCCACUCCCUCCCAUGUCCCUUUUCCCAACCAUGAUUCCCUUCUCCCUGCCCACUUCCCACUGUCAGCCCACAAUAGAGAUGCAUAUCAGAAUCAGGUUUAUCAUCGCUCACAUAUCUCAUGAAUUUUUUUUUGCAGCAGAGUACAAUGCAAUACAUAAAAUUACUGCAGUACUGCGCAACAGUCUUAGACUCCCGAGCUACAUAUAUAUGGGAAUUUUGCACAGUAUUCUAUGUACAAAAAGAUCCAGCUAGAGAAAGGGAAAGGUUUUGGGGUAAAAUGAAGAAAAAAAAGUCUCUUGUCAUUGAACAGAGUGAAUAAUUUGUUGAUGGCUGUGACCUGAUCUGAGCAACAAUUCAGUCUUGGAUUUUGGAGCAUAUCUUUACAUUGCUGUCUUAUUGGGAUGUGAGCUACUCAAUCUUUUCCAGGGCAUGGGAAAAAGAUACUUUUAUUGUAAACAGCCUGUAAUUUUCCCCUUCUAAUGUUUUUUUAAAAAAUAUUUUGGAACACUGCGUUCUGUGUAGCAAGGAUGGUUUAACAAACCUCAAUACAAAAUGAUUUGAACGUGCUAGUGGGGCAGGAGUGGAUGGGACAUAGUGGAUCAUUGAAUUUGCUAUGGAGUAUCUUGUAACUCUCCCUGUGAACAGAUUCCCAAACACUUAAAAGUUUCAUUGGUGAAAUAAAAUGAGUUCAGAGUCACGAAAAUAAAUGCAAAAUUGUAACAAAAAUUGCUAAAAUUGCCAAAUGAGAAAUUCCAUGCAGGUUAUCCCAGGAGCUCAUUAUUAUUUGUUGAACAUCACUACGUCUUAAUUAGAAUUCUUUAGACAAAAAUGCACGCUAAUUCUGAUGCUUUUUUAACAUUCAUACCGAGAUAUUUUAAUUCAAACAUUGCUGUAAGAUGUCUUUCAUCUCUUAAAAAUUCCAUAUAAAUGUUAAUUUAUAUGAAUUCAUUGUUAACAAAAGAGAGGAAUAUCGUACUUAAAUUUAUUUGCUUUGGUUGAAAUCAUCUGUAUUCACAAAGUCAGUUUCUGAAGUACUUAAUUAGCUGUUAAGUGCAUUGGGAUUCCCUCAGGUCAAUAAGACGCAAGCUCUUUCCUUUUCCUUUUCACCAUAUAAAGCCACUGGGCAACAUUGUAGGUAAUUUGUUUCAGUGGUCCUUAUUCAUUUUGUUCACUGUUGUUCUGCAUAAUAAAUGAAUCCUUCUUCUAUUUACAUACAUAAUGUCUGUCCCUGUAUUUUUCUGCACAGAAUCCCAUUUGGGACCGGAAGAACUAGGAAUGUUCAAUCUUAAUGUACGAAAUGAACCUACACUUAAUGGGUGAGCAAAUUUAGGAAUUUGUCAGAAUCUCUGGGAUUCUCUGUCAGUAAUAGAGUGGAGCAGAAUGUCAUUGCCACGUUUAUGAAAAUUUCCAGUACCGCUGGGAGAACAUCCAAGCUGAACGUACGUUUAGGAUAUCUCCUGGUGAGCACAUUUGCAAGGAGCUCUUUAAAUGAUUACAGUGCGUGCAAGCACCAGUAAGUUACUUUGCUACAACAGGCUUUGCAGAAAACUAUAGCCUGGAGGCUCAAAGACCAGAGGCUUCAAAUAAGUCGCUAUACCUAGUGCGCCUGACUUCAGCUGAGGAUGAGCUACUGACCCUGCAGCUGGCUUUGAAAGACUGGGAACAUUGUAAUUAGAAGCCUGGAGAUUCCUCGCCACCCAUCCGCUGCUUUGUAGUCUCCGGGCGCAGUAGAUGGAAUUUCCAAUAGGCUAACUGAGCGCUCUAGGACUUGGUUGAGGAUUAGCUUCUGCAGCUGAUUUUCAACACUGUUUUUACUGCUCGUACGCUAAACCUGCAUCUUCUAUCAUUCCAAAUCUUCGUGCGCCCCAAAUCUUGGUGUGUCCUGCAAAUGCAAGUAAAGGUAUAACUAACAGCAACUCACUAUCAAGGUAAAGGCUGGUGCCUGCACGACUGUCAGUCCAUGGCUUUGACAGGCCAAUGACUACUUUGGGUGGCGCUGUGACUUAACGUUCGCCCUCACACUUUACAGCGGCAGCCGGAGGCUCGGCAUGCAAUUUGCACCGCUGUUCGAAAGAAGUUUGUUCGUUUUCCCCAGAUGGGCUUCCUCCGGGUGUUCCCCUUUCCACCCACAUUCCAAAGGUACAUGGGUUUAGGGUUAGUGAGCUGUGGGCCUGAGAAAGAAUGGAGACACUUGUGCGCUGCCCCCAGCACAUCUCAACAGUGUUGGUUGUUGGCACAAAACAAUGCAUUUCGCUGUAUGUCUCGAUGUACGUGUGACAAAUAAAUCUAACCUAAUCGCAUCUUGAUCUCCAGUUACAGUCAAUGGUCCGUAGAGACUUCACAGCUCUACUUACAGUUU
Mobula hypostoma (lesser devil ray) is the source of this 15428-nucleotide messenger RNA. Its product is annotated as disks large-associated protein 2-like. Gene Ontology annotation, biological process: signaling. Gene Ontology annotation, molecular function: molecular adaptor activity. The record is from RefSeq and is a predicted model, not a curated record. Gene Ontology annotation, cellular component: glutamatergic synapse; postsynaptic specialization. The transcript is spliced from 14 exons. The coding region runs from base 818 to 3805 and encodes 995 amino acids. Lineage: Eukaryota; Metazoa; Chordata; Chondrichthyes; Myliobatiformes; Myliobatidae.